AUUCAGAAUGCCUUGUUUUGCUUUUCCUUUAUUUAGUUUGGUAAACGGUAGGCCGCCACCCACACUCGAAUGUGUACACCUUCGAUGCUGUCUGAUGGGUAAACGCGGCCCUUUGACACGCACAAGAAAUGCCGCUUGACAGGAGAAAGAGGUGACAAUUACAACAAAAAAGUAUACUGCCUCAGAUUCUCUUCAGAGUGUCCCCUUUUAGGGAAACGGGACAUUAGAUUUAGCUCUUGACCCCCAGUUCUGAGGAAAAGCUGAAAACAACCCCCGACCUCGGCUGCGUGGGUGGGUUUGGGCCCGCCUCACCCUUUGCGCAUGCGGCGGAAGGCCCUGCUGAUUGGCCAGCGGACGGACCGGCGGGGCGCGGUAAUUGGUUGGUGCGAACCCCGUGUCCCCCUGAGCCCGCUGGGUCUUCUCGGCGCGCGCGCCGGAGGAGCUUUGAAAGUUGAGGCGAGCGGCGGUCAUGGCGGCUUGGCGGGACCUGGCGAGCGCCCUGCAGCCCUGGUGCCCGCUGGACCUCAGUCCAGAAUGGGUGGGCACAGUAUGGGAACUGGAAUUCACGGAAACUGAGCCUCUGGAUCCCACCAUAGAAGCAGAGAUCGUGCAGACCGGACUGAGCGCAUUCACAAAUCUCUAUGACAGUCUUUUAACUUUUGCUGCUGGGGAGCAUGGACCUACAGAGAGCAUUUGGACCUUCUUCAUGGAGAACAGCAUUUCCCACAACGCGCUGAUGGCCUUGUUCCAUCACUUCGUUCAGACGGUCCUUAAGAAAAACGUCAGUGCCCAGCAGCGGGAAUUUGGCCUUCAUGCCGCUGGGCUUUAUUUUCUGCUGCUGGAAGUACCAGGCAGUAUAGCCAACCAAGUUUUCCACCCAGUGAUGUUUGACAAAUGUAUUCAGAUUCUAAAGAAGAGUUGGCCUCAGGAAUCCAGCUUGAAUCCGAAAAGAAAAAAAGAACAACCAAAGAAUGCUCAGGCCAACCCAAGGGAGAGUAGGAAGAGAGGAAGGCCCCCCAGGAAAGAGGAGAUGGAGAUGGAUGAAGUGAUUGAAGAACAAGAGGAUGAAGAGAAUAUUUUUUUUUCUUCCCGAGACCUUUGUCAAAUUCGAAAUGCCAUCUUUCACGUCUUGAAGAAUUUUUUAAGGCUUCUGCUCAAGUUUUCCCUGAAAGAAAAGCCACAAUGUAUACAGAAUUGUGUAGAGGUCUUCGUUGCAUUGACUAAUUUUGAACCAGUUCACGAAUUUCAUGUUACACAAGCCAGAAACCUUAACCAAGCAAAAUACAUACCAGAACUGGCCUAUCAUGGAUUGUAUUUGCUGUGCUCCCCAAUUCACAGAGAAGGAGAUAAGGUUAUCAGAUGUGUUUUCCAUCGAAUGCUCUAUGUAAUAUUAAUGUUAGAAGUGGGCAAAGGCUCCCAUCACGCCCCCCUUGCCAUCACUUCUCCAGCCAUCAGUGGUAAAAACCAGGCAGUCCAGUUUGUCAGCUCACUUGUGGAUGAACUAAAAGAAAGUAUGUUUCCAGUCCUUCGUGUCUUACUCCAGCACAUCUGUGUCAAGGUGGUCGAUAAAUCCGAGUACCGGACCAGUGCAGCUCAGUCCCUGGUGCAGCUGCUCAGCAAGCUUCCUUGUGCGGAAUAUGCUUCUUUCGUGGCCUGGCUUUAUGGAUAUUCACGAAAUGCCAAGAUUCCGUACCGGGUGUUCACUCUUGAUGUUGUCUUGGCUCUGCUGGAACUGCCUGAACGAGAGGUGGACGGCACGCUGCCCCCAGAGCAUCAGAAGUUCCUGAAGCAUAAGUUCUUGGUGCAGGAAAUCAUGUUUGCCCGCUGUGUAGACAAGGCUCCGACUGUGCGCAGCAAGGCACUGUCCAGUUUUGCGCACUGCCUGGAGUUCUCUGCUACAGCUGCGUCAGAGAGCGUCCUGGAACUUCUGGUGAACACUCCUGCAGUUUCAGGAAUAGAGAGCCACCAUGACGCUUCACUGAAAAAUUCAUCAGCUUUUUCCUAUCAGAGGCAGACAUUUAACCCUUCUGGAGGCUCAGAGGUGAUCAAUAUAGACAACAGUGGUGAAACAGCUGGAUAUAGGGGAAGGGGUCUCAUGAUGAUGCUGAGGAGCAGGGUUGGAGAUGAGAAGACCAACGUCAGGAAGUCUGCGCUCCAGGUCUUAGUGAGCAUUUUGAAGCACUGUGACGUCUCGGGUAUGAAAGAAGAGCUGUCAAUCCUGCAGGACCGGUGUCGGGACCUUGCUGUGUCUGUACGCAAGCAGGCCUUGCAGUCUCUCACCGAGCUUCUUAUGGCACAGCCUCAGUGUGUCCAGGUACAGAAGGCCUGGCUGGGGGGGGUUGUCCCGGCCGUGAUGGACAGUGAGAACACCGUGCAGGACAAGGCCCUGGAGUGUCUCGACCAGCUCUUGCUGCAGAACAUCAGGCAUCAUGGUCAGUUCCACUACGGGGACAACAGCCAGGUGCUCGCCUGGACGCUGCUGACACUGCUGAGCACAGAGAGCCAGGAACUGGGCCGCUAUUUAGAUAAGGCUUUUCACGUCUGGUCCAAGAAAGAUAAGUUCUCCUCCACUUUUGUAAACAAUGUGCUCUCCCACACUGGCAAGGAGCACUCUGCCCCGGCCUGGAUGCUGCUCUCCAAGGUUGCUGGCUCGUCACCCACGCUGGACUACACCCAAAUCAUAAAGUCCUGGGAGAAAAUAAGCAGGCAGCAGGACCCCAAUGCAGACACCUUAGGGCACAUCCUCUGUGUUAUCGGGCAUAUUGCAAAGCAUCUUCCUCAGAGCACCCGGAACAAGGUGACAGAUGUUAUCAAAAGUAAGCUGAAUGGAUUCUGGUGGUCACCAAAGUUGAUCAGCCCAGCUGUUGAUACUUUGCAAAGACUCUGUAGAGCAUCUGCAGAGACGCCAGCGGAGGAGCAGGCCAUAGAGUUUCUUGUGAGCAAGUUGUGUGUCGCGGGCAGUCUGAUGGACGCGCGGUGCCCUUCAGAGAUGGCCUUUGACUUGCCGCAGGGACUACUGGUGCAGGCGUGCGGGGACGUGCUUUCUGCCUGUGUGCGCUGCCUCUCCGACAUAGUUCUGAAGGAGGACGGGACCGGGAGGAUGAACGAAGACCUGGCGGUGAAGUACAUUUUUACCUUAGGAGACGUAGCCCAGCUUUGUCCAGCCAGAGUGGACAAGAGAGCCUUCCUGCUGAUGCAGUCCAUCCUGGCUGCUUCUGCCAGCACGGAGCAUUUGACCAUGUCGGACCCAGGCAGCAGUGAGGCCGCAUCCUCCCAGCCCAUCUCCCAGUUCCAGGGCUCUGUCAUGCCCUCUGUGAUCAGAGCACAUGCCGUCAUCACCUUGGGGAAGCUGUGCUUGCAGCACGAGGAUCUUGCAAAGAAGAGCAUCCCGGCCCUGGUGCGGGAGCUGGAGGUGUGCGGGGAUGUGGCCGUCCGCAACAACGUCGUCAUCGUCCUGUGCGACCUCUGCGUCCGGUACACGGUCAUGGUGGACAAGUACAUCCCCAACAUCUCUGUGUGUCUGAAGGACUCGGACCCCUUCAUCCGCAGGCAGACCCUCUUCUUGCUCACUAACCUCCUGCAGGAGGACUUCGUGAAGUGGAAGGGCUCCCUGUUCUUCCGGUUCGUCAGCACGCUGGUGGACCCGCACCCAGACAUCGCUAGCACUGGGAAGUUCUGCCUGGCCCACCUCCUGCUGAAGAGGAACCCUGCCAUGUUUUUCCAGCACUUCAUCGAGUGCAUCUUCCACUUCAGCAGCUACGAGAAGCAUGAGAAGUACAACAGGUUCCCCCAGUCGGAGAGAGAGAAGCGGCUGUUCUCACUGAAGGGGAAGACAAACAAGGAGAAGCGGAUGAAAAUCUACAAGUUCCUUCUGGAGCACUUCACAGACGAGCAGCGGUUCAACAUCACUUCCAAAAUCUGCCUGAGCAUCCUGGCGUGCUUUGCCGACGGCGUCCUGCCCCUGGACAUGGAAGCCAGCGAGCUGCUUUCGGACGCAUUCGAGGUGCUCAGCUCAAAGGAGAUCAAGCUGCUGGCGAUGAGGGCUAAACCGGACAAGGACCAGCUCGUGGAGGAGGAGGACCUGGCCCUGGCCAAUGUGGUCAUGCAGGAGGCGCAGAAGAAGCUCAUCUCCCAGGUUCAGAAGAGGAAUUUCAUAGAAAAUAUUAUUCCAAUUAUCACCUCCCUGAAGUCUGUACUAGAGAAGAAUAAGAUCCCAGCUCUGCGGGAACUCAUGCAGUAUCUCAGGGAGGUGAUGCAGGAUUACCGAGAUGAAAUCAAGGAUUUCUUCGCGGUUGACAAGCAGCUGGCCUCAGAGCUCGAGUACGACAUGAAACGGUACCAGGAGCAGCUGGCCCAGGAACAGGAGCUGGCGAGGCAGGCCGAUGCAGACAGGGCGGCCGCGAGCGCCCAGGGGGCGCAGGCCGGGCAGGUUGUUCCAAGUUUGGAAAUGCCAGCUCCUGCCGGCCGAGAAAAUGGCACCGUGGGCACCGCCGCCAGCCAGGCGUCCACAUCCAGGCCCCAUGCUGCCCACGCACCUCUGUCCCUGGACACUGGGCCACUGAAGAGGCUGGUGCCCAAAGCCAGGCCCAUGUCGCCGAGCACCAUCGCCAUCCUGAAUUCCGUCAAGAAGGCCGUGGAGUCGAGCGGCCGGAGCGUGGGGCUGCCACCCUUCACCAUGUGUCCCCAGGGCCCAGGCGAGCCCACUGAGCGCGUGUCCUCGCAGGGCUUGGAGCAGGAGUCCAGCGGAGCUCUUGACCUCAUAACUAAACGGGCGAUCAGCACCCCUGACCGGACCAUCCAGAAUGUCACGUUUGGAGCGGGACUCAGCUACAUCAGCUCACCCCGGACACCCUUUCCCGUCAGAGGCCACUCCCCCCCGGCCAGGUCCACGAGCCGUGCCGGCACUCCAGGAAGUCUGGGGGUGUCAGAGGCCCCGGGCCACGGGGACAACGUUCUUUGUCUGUCGCUGCCCGACAUGCCGCCCCCGCAGCCCCCGCAGUGGAACGUGACAUCUCCCGCCAGAGGAAAGGACAGCGCAGCCCCCAGGAGGUCACGCCGCAAGGCCCCCCUGAAAACAGCCAACUGACCACUGUGCCCCUGGCCCCAGACGCUUCCACUGUGAGCAAAGGGCUCGCCUGUGAGUCCAGCGCCGCCCAGCUUUUCACCUGUGUGGUUGGUCAACCUUUUCAGUUUCUCCUUAUGAAAUGCCUGGUUAAAAAGUGUAAAAUACUGGAGAAAUGCCUUAAGCAUUUAAUACUGUAACUUUACUCCAGAUGGAAGGAGGCUGCCAGAGGGCGGCUUCCCACUCUGCUUCUCCAGGGACCCUUGCUGGACUGGAGGUCCUGCUCUUGCAGAAAGGUCUCCUUCCCUGGCUUCUCCCCACCGUGGUUUGUGACCCUCUUUUCCCGACUUCUGCCAACCUGUGUCAUGUGCUAAUUGUGUGCAAUAAACCGAAGAGAUUUGUGAAUUUAAAAAAA
Molecule: messenger RNA, 5477 nt
Organism: Aethalodelphis obliquidens (Pacific white-sided dolphin)
Lineage: Eukaryota; Metazoa; Chordata; Mammalia; Artiodactyla; Delphinidae
Gene: NCAPD3
Product: non-SMC condensin II complex subunit D3
Exons: 34
Coding region: 470-5086 (1538 amino acids)
Biological process (GO): meiotic chromosome condensation; mitotic chromosome condensation
Cellular component (GO): condensed chromosome, centromeric region; condensin complex
Molecular function (GO): histone binding
Source: RefSeq, a predicted model, not a curated record